AUGGAUAAACAUAGGUUGUCUCCAGAAUAUGAACAAGGUGUUGAUAAAUUCUCGAGAUAUGCCAUCGAUCAUAUUCGUGACAGUAUGGAUACAGAUGAGAUAGAUGAUGAAAUUGAGAUAUUAUGUCCGUGUAGGGAAUGCAUGAACACUGGUUCUCUGCCAGUGCAUAAAGUGAGAAUUCACCUGUAUGUUAGUGGCAUCAAUCGAAACUACAAGAAUUGGAUUUGGAAUAGGGAAGAGGUUACUGCUAAUUCUAGGUCGUGUACUUCAUAUGACGAUUUCCAAUAUGCGCAUGGUGACGAUGAGGAUGAAAUAAAGCUACCUGAAGAUGCUGCAUCCGCAAUAGAUAUGGUUCAGGCUGCACAUGAAGAGUUCACAGGGGAUCCAGAUAGUUUCCAAAAGUUGAUUGAAGAUGUAGAAAAACCACUUUACCCAAGUUGUUCUUUGUAUACAAAGGUAUCGACAUUGAUUAGGCUAUUCAACAUAAAAGCAAAAGGUGGUUGGUCCGAUAAGAGCUUCACAGAAUUACUCCGUGAAGUUAAAAGCAUGCUCCCACCAAAUAACAAGUUGCCUGAGUCUAUGUACGAAGAUAAGAAAACUCUUAAUGCAUUAGGGAUGGAAUAUGAGAAAAUACAUGCAUGUCCCAAUGAUUGCCUGCUUUUCAGAAAGGAUUAUAAAGAUGAUAAUACUUGCCGGACCUGCGGAGCUUCUAGAUGGAAGAAGGCGCCAUCUGGUACGAGUAAAGGGGUGCCUGAGAAAGUGAUGUGGUAUUUUUCACCUAUUCCUAGAUUUCGAAGGAUGUUUCGGUCACCAAAGACAUCAAAACACCUGAUAUAUCAUAGCCUCCCAAGAGUUGAAGAUGGUAAACUUCGUCAUCCAGUCGACUCCCCGACAUGGAAACUAGUUGACAAUAAAUGGCCAGAGUUCGCUAAAGAACCACGAAAUCUGAGGUUAGCUCUUUCUACAGAUGGGUUCAAUCCAAAUAUUUCUGUUGGUGGCAAUUAUAGUUGUUGGCCGGUAAUGUUGGCUAUUUAUAACUUUCCACUGAAAUUGUGCAUGAAAAGGAAAUUUAUUAUGCUGACGAUGUUGAUAUCUGGUCCUAAACAUCCCGGAAACGAUAUAGAUGUUUAUUUGGCCCCUCUUAUAGAGGAUCUAAAGAAAUUAUGGGAUGAAGGUGUGGAAGUUUAUGAUUCCUAUAAGGAGGAGAACUUCAAUCUCAAAGCUGUACUUCUUUGGACGAUCAGUGACUUCCCCGCAUACGCUAAUCUUUCGGGUUUCCCUAAAGGAGGAUAUAAUGCUUGUCCAAUUUGUGCUGAACGUACUUCUUCCAUCAGGCUCAAAUACUCCGGGAAAAAUGUUUAUCAAAGUCAUAUGAAAUUUCUUCCCAGAAAACACAAGUUUAGAUUGGAUAAAAAUGCUUUUCAUGGGCAGCAAGAGUUAGGUACAGCUCCAAAACCUUACGACGGUGAAGAAGUUCUUAGGCAGGUUGAAGGCAUUCAGAACGUAUGGGGUAAGACAACGAAAUCUAAACCCGUCUAUUGGAAGAAGAAGUCAAUUUUCUUUGAACUAGCAUACUGGAAGUACCUGCUUGUCCGACAUUGUCUAGAUGUCAUGCACACGGAGAAAAACAUAGGAGAGAGUAUUGUUGGGACGUUACUAAACGUACCUAAGAAAACAAAAGAUGAUUAUAAUGCUCGAAAAGACCUUGAGGAUUUAGGAAUGAGGCCUGAAUUGGCACCUAAAGAGAAUGGAAAAAAGGCGUACCUUCCACCGGCAUGUUUCACAUUGACAAAGGAGGAAAAGAUUAAGCUCUGUAAAACAUUGUCUGAAUUGAAGGUCCCAGAAGGUUAUUGUUCGAAUUUUAAAAACCGGGUAUCGAUGACAGAUUUAAAGUUGUACGGUCUAAAAUCGCAUGACUAUCACAUGCUUAUGCAACAAUUUCUUUCGUUAGCUAUAAGGUCCAUUUUGCCUGAGCAUGUUUUGAAAGGCUAUGUUCGAAAUCGGAACCGUAUAGAAGGUUGCAUAGCUGAGGGUUAUAUUGCAGAAGAGGCGGUUGAGUUUUGCACUGAAUACUUAAAAAAUGUUGUAACUAUUGGUAUUCCUAUAGUUGGUACUGCAACAACGACCGAAAUUUUUGGUGGCACGAGCCUUCUUUCUGACGGGAAGACAUUAUCAAAGAGCACGUUUGAUGAUCUUGAUGUUAAUGGACCAGUGAUGCGGCAGGCACACCAAACCGUACUAAAUAACACAGAAGUCGUGGAACCCUACUUUGAGUAA
This is a messenger RNA of Papaver somniferum (opium poppy), 2277 nucleotides long. RefSeq lists its product as uncharacterized. The record is from RefSeq and is a predicted model, not a curated record. Bases 1 to 2277 code for a protein of 758 amino acids. The transcript has 2 exons. Lineage: Eukaryota; Viridiplantae; Streptophyta; Magnoliopsida; Ranunculales; Papaveraceae.